Molecule: messenger RNA, 1822 nt
Organism: Pygocentrus nattereri (red-bellied piranha)
Lineage: Eukaryota; Metazoa; Chordata; Actinopteri; Characiformes; Serrasalmidae
Product: protein boule-like
Exons: 11
Coding region: 309-1337 (342 amino acids)
Molecular function (GO): RNA binding
Source: RefSeq, a predicted model, not a curated record
UAAACGCAGAUAAACACAUUUCCUCAGCUGCCCGUACUAUGUUAUUAUGGUGGCAGAGUUGAGUGCAAUAAGUGAUCUCUGUGUGCACUUCGGUGGUUCAUCCUCCAUUCUUGUUACACGCCAGGCAGGCUGUUGUUUAUCUUUCCCCCUUUUUUUUCUUUUUAUUCUAGUUUUAUGUCGGGCCGGGUGUAGUUUUUCAGCGUGUACGUGGGCUUCGGUUUCUCAGACGCCACAGCAGUAGCGAACUGUUGAUCGUAAAGUGACUUUACAUUUUAUUUUUCCUUCUCCACCGAGAUCCAGCGCGAGAGAUGGAGAGCGAGACAGGCACACAGACCAGCUCUCCUUCCACCAGUCCUACUCCUGCUGAACUAAGGAAUGCCCUGCACCAGAGCCCCCCCUUCGGCACAGUCAUCCCGAACCGGAUCUUUGUAGGAGGGAUCGAUGUUAAAACCAAUGAAAAUGAUCUCAGACAUUUUUUUUCUCAAUACGGAAUGAUUAAAGAAGUGAAGAUUGUUAUUGAUCGAGCUGGAAUAUCAAAAGGGUACGGCUUUGUCACAUUUGCGACUCAGGAGGAUGCGCAGAAAAUUCUGCAUGAUGCUGACAGGCUGUGCCGUGAUAAAAGGCUAAACAUAGGCCAGGCUAUUCGCAAACAGCAAGUGGCAGGACACUCAGGCAGUUACAAUAUGGGAAGUCCAAGUCCCUCUCUGGCUGUCCCAUCUAUGUAUAACACCAUGUACCUGACCACCCCAACUGGAUAUCCCUACACCUACCACAAUGGAGUCGCCUACUUCCAUACCCCAGAGCCCAACACACACAUGCCACACUGGCAUACUCCACAUCCGAUGUCUGGAUCUCCUGUCAUGGUGACACACUCUGCUUCUUUCUGCACUCCUCAUCAGUGCCAGGCUUCUCAGUAUGUGACUGGGCAUGUGCCAUGGACAGUUCCUCAGGUGGAGUCUCCUGUGCCUGUCAGCCCGAGCCCUUUUUUGUAUAUCCAGCCUGCUGAGUUAAUGUAUCAGACCAUGGAGAUGCCUGCAGACUAUGGUUAUGUUCAGUCAGCCAUGCCUGUGGUGGAGGCCGCUGUUCCUGAGGCAUGUGUGGAUCACAUGGUGCAACCUCCAUAUCAGAUUUGUAUGCAGAGUCCUCUCAUUCUGCCGCAGGAUGGAGUUGAGCAUGAGCAAAAGUUCCACCAAGUCAGACGAGGUUUCUCCCACUUGCCAGUCCACAUGAAGCCCAGGUACUGCCGUGGCCCUCAUUACACCCACCUGCGCAAAAACUACCGUCCGGAACUGGCCCAUGCGGCUCCUCCUCCUGCUUCCUCACCUACUGAAUGCUAAAAUAGAGGCCUUCUUGCUGUAGGGUGUCUCUCACACCCUGCGUGUUCUGCUGCACCUCACAUCUCAGCACACCUUGCUGCUGUCUGCACAGACAGUAACUGUGUUUACUCUGUCAGAACAGAGAUCAAGCCCUAAACACAACUUGGCUCUAUCCAGCCUAAGCUCACUGCAUUUAAAACAAGCUCUACUAAAUAUACUCAUAAUAUCUUGAUCAGACCUACACACUACCAAGCCUAGCCUAUCUACCAGACCUACACUGAAAGUAGCAUUGCCAAACCCGAAUGCAAACUGGCCUAGAAUCUGCAUACAAUACACUAGUAACUACAAAGAACUAAUCCUCUAUCCAAACAUACACUAGUUAAUUCUCUCUACCUUAACUAAAAAUCCAAAUGCUAUAUUAAAUGAACAAGGACCUCUGGAAAAAAUAUACAACGCUGUAUAAUUCUGAAUUUUGUAGUGCUUACAGUAUUGUUCAGCCUUUUUUC